Messenger RNA from Sorex fumeus (smoky shrew), 2412 nucleotides. It is a transcript of the gene MTRR, whose product is annotated as 5-methyltetrahydrofolate-homocysteine methyltransferase reductase. The transcript is spliced from 14 exons. The record is from RefSeq and is a predicted model, not a curated record. Lineage: Eukaryota; Metazoa; Chordata; Mammalia; Eulipotyphla; Soricidae. Gene Ontology annotation, cellular component: cytosol. Gene Ontology annotation, biological process: homocysteine metabolic process. Bases 1 to 2043 code for a protein of 680 amino acids. Gene Ontology annotation, molecular function: FMN binding; flavin adenine dinucleotide binding; [methionine synthase] reductase (NADPH) activity.
AUGAGGAGGUUUUUGUUGCUCUACGCGACACAGAAAGGACAGGCCAAGGCCAUCGCAGAGGAGAUCCUGGAGCGAGCCUCGGCCCAGGGCUUCUCAGCAGAGUUGCACUGCCUCAGCGAGUCUGGCAAGUACGACCUGAGGACGGAACGCUCCCCCGUCGUGGUGGUCGUCUCCACCACGGGCACUGGAGACCCCCCCGACUCAGCCCGUGGUUUCGUCAGGGACAUCCAGAACAAGAGUCUGCCCUCCGACAGCCUCGCGCACCUGCGCUAUGCGCUGCUGGGGCUGGGCGACUCGGAGUACACUUACUUCUGCAACGGCGGCAAAAUCAUCGACCGGCGGCUUCAGGAGCUCGGAGCCCGGCGUUUCUAUGACACUGGGCACGCGGACGACUGUGUUGGCUUAGAGCUCGUGGUUGAGCCGUGGAUUGCGGGGCUCUGGGCCGCAUUGUCGGAGCACAUUAUGUCCAGCGGAGACGAGGAGAUGCCCAGGGGUCUCCUGGCACCGGACACCACCUCCCAGGACUCAUCAGGCCUCGAGUCACGGCUGCAGCUUCUCAGCGUGGGCGAGGCGGGAGGGGAGGACCCGGCCCCUUCCGACCCCCCGGCAGCCGCCGCUGCCCCGCCUGAGGCCUCACUGACCCGCUCGGUACCCCCGCUGUCCCUGGCCGAGCUCACGGUGCCGGCCUCGCCCCCCGCCUACCUCCAGGUGCAGCUGCAGGAGACCCUGGGCCAGGAGGAGACUUCGAUGCCAGUGUUGGUGACAUCGCAGCCGGUGUUCCGGGUCCCAAUCUGCAAGGCGGUUCAGCUGACGGCCAAUGAUGCUGUGAAAACCGCCCUCAUGGUGGAAGUGGAUGUUGCGCAGACAGACUUCUCCUACCAGCCUGGGGAUGCUGUCGAUGUUGUCUGCCCCAACGACAAGGCUGAGGUGCAGAGCCUGCUUGCGCGGCUGCAGCUGGCCAGCCAGGCGCACCACCACGUCCUGCUGGAGCUCAGGGCCGACACCCGGAAGAAAGGCGCCGCCUUGCCACCACACAUCCCUGCAGGGUGCUCGCUCCGGGCUCUCCUGACCUGGUGCGUGGACAUACGGGCAGUCCCGAAGAAGGCGUUCCUGCGGGCCCUGGUGGACUAUACUAGCCACUCGGCCGAGAGGCGCCGGCUGCAGGAAUUGUGCAGCCGGCAGGGCGCGGCCGACUACGGGCGCUGGGUACGGGACGCAGGUGCCUGUCUCGGGGACCUGCUUCGGGCCUUCCCAUCCUGCCGGCCGCCGCUUGGCCUCCUGCUGGAACAUUUCCCGAAGCUGCAGCCCCGGCCAUACUCCUGUGCAAGCUCCAGCCUGUGUCGGCCCGGGCGGCUCCGCUUCGUCUUCAAUGUGCUGGAGUUUGCGUCUGAGGCCUCAGCGGGGGCCGUACGCAGAGGGCUGUGCACCGGCUGGCUUGCAGGCCUGGUGGGCUCCAUGCUGGGGUGCGACGGAGAAGGUGGCGAGGGAGCCCGGACCCCCGAGAUCUUCAUCUCUCCGCGAGCUGCCAACUCCUUUCACCUCCCACAGGACCCCUCGGUUCCUGUCAUAAUGGUGGGUCCAGGAACCGGCGUAGCCCCCUUCAUCGGGUUCCUGGAGCACAGGGAGAAGCUGCAGGAGCAGCUCCCCGAGGGAUCCUUCGGCGCCACGUGGCUGUUUUUCGGCUGCAGACACCGUGAGAGGGAUUACCUGUUCAGAGAUGAGCUCCGACGUUUCCAGAAGCUCGGCGUCCUCACGCACCUGCACGUUUCCUUCUCGAGGGACGCCCCCGCGCCUGGGGAGGCGGCACCUGCGCGCUACGUGCAGGACCACAUGCAGCGGCACGGCGCGCAGCUGGCCCGCGCCCUCCUGCAGGAGCGCGGCUGCAUCUACGUGUGUGGCGAUGCCAAGAACAUGGCCCGGGGCGUGAACGAGGCGCUGGUGGAGAUCCUGGGCCGCGAGGCGGGACUGACUAGCCUGGAGGCCAUGAACGCACUGGCCCAGCUACGGGAGGAGCAGCGCUACCUGCAGGAUGUCUGGGCUUGAGGCCGGAGCCGGGCUGGUGUGUGGACUCAGCACUUGCUUGGAUGCUCCUGAGAGACACUUGUCGGAGGAUCCAGCUGUUGCUGCCUCGUCUCCGCCCCAGGCCCGUGGCCCCUGCACUGGUGGGGGGAAGCCUCUGUGCAAGCUGUGCUCGGCACAGCCCAGCCUGCUCCCAGCGACUGGACAGGCCUCUGUGUGCCCGUCAGCACACAGGACGUGCUGUUUGGUACACGGGAUUGCCAGGAGGAAGAACCGCGUGCGUGCGGGCAAUCGGACAUGCAUGGCUCUGCGACCAUAUGCCCAUGUGCCCAUGGAACCGCAGCGGAGGAUUAUUUAUUGCCAAGAUUAUUUCUGAUAAAAAUAUAUUUUAAU